This is a messenger RNA of Aphanomyces astaci, 342 nucleotides long. RefSeq lists its product as hypothetical. The coding region runs from base 1 to 342 and encodes 113 amino acids. The transcript has 3 exons. NCBI's taxonomy places the organism in Eukaryota, Oomycota, Saprolegniomycetes, Saprolegniales, Verrucalvaceae. The record is from RefSeq and is a predicted model, not a curated record.
AUGCGACGACGAAGUCAAUGCGCUUCUGGCACGAUCAACGCAGCGACCAAAAAAUCCAGCGGCGCCGACAAGAAGGACAAAGUCGAAGAAGGCGGACUUAUUGUCCGCGAAAUGGACAUGCAGACGCUCAAGCGGCACGUGGAAAGAACCACGAACUGCGAGAAGCAAAAAGAGAAGGUGGUCGUGGAAGAUCGUCGAAGCAGCUUGGCUGCAGCUAUUGAGGUGGACAGUGAGCGUGAGCAAGCAGCUCGCGAAAGGAACUCGAAUUCAAGACGGAGCGCGAUCAUCGACUGGCGCUGGCGCGCAUCGAAAGAUUACGAAUUUGUUGCGAGCCGUCCUUGA